AUGAUUUUAAAUGGAAAUUAUCUAUUAGGAAUAGAAAAUUCAACAAAUAAAAAUCAUAUAGAUAUGACGAAUAUAUCUUCUCGUGGGAAAAAUACUGUAAAUAAAGAAUUUAACUCUAAAAUGGAUAGUCUUAUAGAAUUAACAGAAAAUUCUAGAAAUAAAAUUUCUUUGUUAGAAUCUCAGAAUAAAACAAAGAAAAAAGAAGUAGAAGGUGAAUAUAUUUUUUUAAAAAAAAUAGGAGAUGUUUGUAAGAGAAGUUGUGAUUACUAUUAUGAAACAAAUAUAAAUUUUCUUGAAUCAUGUGGAAAUUUUAAUAUUCUUUUUAAAACAUUUAGUAAUUCAUUAGUAAUGAUAAAUAAGAAAAACGAAGAUGCAGAAAAAACUAAAGAAAUUUUAAAAAAAUAUGAAGAAAAAGAAUUAUUAUAUAUGAAAGAAAAAGAAGAAAUAUAUGAAAAAAUAAAAAAGGAACUACAAGAAUCGGUAAAUCAUAUAAAUUUUAUGAAUAAUGAAUCUGUAAAUAUGACUAACAAAAUAAAAGAAAUAGAUUAUCAAAUUAAUCAACAUAAGGAAGCAUUUGAAUCAUUUAAUAUUUUAACCAAUUUAAAUUAUGAAAAAAUUAAUCUAUUAGAAAAUGAUUUAAAAAAAUUAGGUGAUGAAAAAGACAGUAUAAUAAAUAAUAUAGAUGAAAAUAAGGAAAGUAUAAAUAUAUGUAGACAAAAUUUAAUUAAUCAAAAAAGUGAACUGGAUGAAAAAAAUGAUAAGUUAAUAUUAAAAGAAAAAGAAUUAAAAUUUCAAAAAGAAAAUUUAAUAAUUAAAAAGAAUGAAUUAGUAUCUAAUAACUUAAGGAUAAAAUCACAAUUACAAUUUUUAGAAAAUCAAAUAUCAUCACAAGAAUAUUAUUUAAAUGUAAUCAAUUCUGGUUUAAAUAAUACACUAAAUACAAAAAAAGAACUAGAGGAAAAUGAAGAAAAUAUUGAAACGGAAAUUAAUAAUUUAUUAAUAAUGAUAGAAAAAAUAGAUGAAGAAAAAAGAAAAGAAAAUGAUAAAUUUAAUGAAUUACAUAUAAAAUUAGAUGAAUUAAGAAAUGGACUAAAAACAAAAGAAGAAGAAUUAAUAGGAUUAAAGAAUGAAGAGAAAAUUUUAAAUGAUCAAAUUGAAAAUGAAAAGAAAAAGUUAAAUAAAAACAUGUUAAAUGACUUAACUAAGGAGAAAAAUAUCAUAGAAGAAGAAAUUACAAAUUAUAAAGAAGAAAUUAAAAAUUUAAUUUUAAAUGAGAAAAAUAAAAUAGAUAUUAAUGGAAUUGAUAUUGACGUAAAUUAUAAGGAAAACCAAAAUCUCUUAAGUAACUUAGAAGAUAUUUUAGAAAAAAUGAAAAUAAAAAUUAAAGAAGAACAAGAUGAGCAAUGGAAAAAGGAUAGAGAAAUUCAAAACAUAAAUGCGAAAAUUUGUGAAUUAAUAGAAAAACUAGAUGAAGAAAAAAAAAAAAAAAAUGAAAUAGACAUAUUUAUAAAUUCCAAAAAAGAAGAAUUAAAUGAACUUAAAAAUAAAGAAAAAGAUUCUGAAAAACAUUUAUUAGAUAUUAAAGGAGAAAUGAAAAAACUUGAAUUCAGUUAUAAAAAAGAAAAUGAUGAAAUUAAAGAAACGAAGAAAAUAUUAAAAGAAAUUUGCAAAAAAACGGAAUCAGAAAUUAUGCAACUUCAUAAAGAUUAUGAUGAAAAAACAAAAAAUUUAUAUAGUUCCAAAAAUUAUAAAAUAGAUAUAAAUUCUGUAGAAAAAAAAAAAAUGAAAGAAGAAAUAGAUGAAUAUUUUGAAAAAAUAAAAAAAGAGUAUGAAUUAAAAAAAAAAGAGUUUGAAAAAGAUGAAAAAGGAAAAAAUGAUGAAGAAAACAAACAACUUGAUGAAGAGUUAAAAAAGAAAGACGACUUGAUAAAUUAUUAUAAAGAACUAUUAAGUAAACAUAAGGAUAAUGAAAGUGAUAAGAAAUAUUUAGAAGAUGAUAAAGGAAAUGAAAUACAGAAUAAUAAUUCAAAAAAAAAGGAAUAUAUUAAAUCAUAUCAAAAGAAUAAUACUUAUAAUAAUCUGAAUAAAUAUAAAUUAUAUACAAUGUCUGAUCAGUAUAAGUUUGGUUAUUUCGAUGUAACAUCUCCUGGUGUUAUAAGAAAAAGUAUUAAAAUACAAAAUCGUUCAGUUAAGUCACCACAUAUCACCAGAUUACUUGAAAAAAUAAAAAAUAGAAAAGAAUGUCAAACAUUAAUAGGUUCUAAAAAAACAUCAUUGUAUCAAGUUAAUAGUAAUAAUAAUAAUAAUAAUAGUAAUAAAAUUUUUUCUAAAAUAAAGAAGUCAAAAAACAAUAAUUCUUUUGAUUUAUUUCAACAUUUAUAA
Messenger RNA from Plasmodium gallinaceum, 2382 nucleotides. RefSeq names its product conserved Plasmodium protein, unknown function. The transcript is spliced from 3 exons. The coding region runs from base 1 to 2382 and encodes 793 amino acids. The record is from RefSeq and is a predicted model, not a curated record. Lineage: Eukaryota; Apicomplexa; Aconoidasida; Haemosporida; Plasmodiidae.